AUGUUGAGGCGCAUGCCCAAGAGUCAGAAUGCUGGAGACCCUCAACCUACAUCAGCAACGUCCGGAGGAUUCGGGAUCUUCAAAGCGAAGCAAUUCAAAACACCUACACCUUUGGCUCCACGACGCGACUCCAACCUCCCAGCUAGGAAACGCAAAGCUGUAUCUUACAAGGAACAAGGAGGUGGAGAUGACGACGGAAGAGAUGGAGAUGCCGAUGGAGGAGCCAAUAAGAAGACCAAAUAUGCGAUGGGCAACAAGGAGUACGGGGAAGAUGGUGUACUAGGCGGCAUGGGCAAAUGGUGUAAUCGAAAGUUCCCAGUUUUUGCUCCUAAGGAUAAGGAUGGGGUAUUCAAGAAGGGAUUCUCGAUCCCCGUGAUGAUCAACGCAAAGACAUCCGAACGGAUAGUACACACCCUCUCUCACGCCUCUCUCGGUGCGCGGCCACACCCGUCGCUUGCACCUCGGCCGUUACAUGAUCCCAUGGCAGAUCAUGCCAUUGUAUUAUACGACCCGACUAUUGAUGAUAGACCAACAGAGGAGGAGAUUGAUGCUGCUAAAGCUGAAUUGGAGAAGAAAAAGCAGGAGGAGCAAGCCCGAGGACCUCAUAAGAGCCUCAAGGCGAUCCUGGGCAUCGAAGACGCAAAGGCGAAGAAGGAAGUCAAGGUACCGGUUGUCAUCGACCCUAGGCUGUCGAAGACAUUACGACCGCAUCAAAUCGAGGGCGUCAAAUUCCUGUACAAAUGCACGACCGGUAUGCUGGCCGACAAGGCGUGGGGUUGCAUCAUGGCGGACGAAAUGGGCUUGGGCAAGACGCUGCAAUGCAUCACCCUCUUAUGGACUUUGCUCAAGCAAUCACCUGUAGCGGGGAAACCGACGUGCGAAAAGGCAAUCGUAGCUUGCCCGACUUCGCUGGUCGGCAACUGGGCCAAUGAGCUGGUGAAAUGGCUCGGACCCGGCGCACUGAAUCCUCUGGUCGUAGACGGAAAAGGAGGCAAAGCAGAGCUUAUUCCUGCAGUGCGACGAUGGGUGAACGCUCGAGGCCGGGCGGUCACCCUUCCAGUCAUGAUCGUAUCCUAUGAGACCCUUCGAUCCCUCAAGGAUGAAUUGCGAGACGCUCCAAUUGGACUCCUCUUGGCCGAUGAAGGUCACCGGUUGAAGAAUACCGACACCCAAACUUUUGCGCAUUUGACCACACUGAAUGUUCAGCGCCGCGUCAUUCUGACCGGCACACCGAUUCAGAAUGAUCUCUCGGAAUACUUUGCCCUGCUCAAUUUUGCCAAUCCCGAGUAUCUUGGCUCCAAACUCGACUUCAAGCGCAACUUUGAGAACAAAAUCUUGCGUGGACGAGACGCCGAUGCGACGGACAAGGAGAAAGAGGAGAGCGACGCCAAACUGAAAGAGCUUGGUGGAUUGGUGAAUCGCUUCAUCAUCAGGCGAACGAACGACAUUCUGUCAAAGUAUCUUCCUGUGAAAUAUGAGCACGUCGUCUUUUGUCGACCCAGCCCGCUCCAGGCGAAGCUGUACAAUGUCUUCGUCAAUUCGAAGGACGUACAGCGGCUACUUCGAGGGAAAGAUUCACAACCGCUCAAGGCCAUUGGACUCCUCAGGAAGCUUGUCAACCAUCCGGACCUAUUGCAGCUGCCCGAAGACCUGCCCGGUAGUGAGGAGGUGCUACCGGAUGAUUACCAAGGUAAAGGAAGGGAUAGAAGCGUCAACUGUUCCUACUCCGGAAAAUUCGUGGUUCUCGAGCGAAUGCUCGCUCACAUCAAGCAAUAUACAAACGACAAGAUCGUCUUGAUCAGUAACGCCACCCAAACUCUAGAUCUCAUGGAGCGACUGUGCCGCAACAAGAAAUACGGCUGUGUACGUCUCGAUGGCUCUAUGAGCGUACCGAAGCGUUCGAAGAUCGUCGAGCGCUUCAACGACCCCGAAAGUACAGACUUUGUCUUCCUUCUCAGUUCAAAGGCUGGUGGCUGCGGUAUCAACCUGAUUGGAGCUAAUCGGUUGAUAUUAUUCGAUCCCGAUUGGAAUCCCGCGAGUGACCAGCAGGCUCUAGCCCGUGUCUGGCGAGAUGGUCAGAAGAAGGAGUGCUUUGUUUACCGCUUUCAAACGACUGGGACGAUCGAAGAAAAGAUCUUUCAGCGACAAUGUCAGAAGCAGAAUCUUUCUGCCUGCGUUGUGGACGAGGCGGAAGACACUGCGCGCCACUUCACCCAAGACGACUUGCGGCAAUUGUUCAAGUUCAACACUGAGACGUUAUGCGACACUCACGACACGUAUAAAUGCAAGCGGUGUCGCGACGGCAAGCAGUUCGUGAAGGCGCCUGCACUUCUUUACGGAGAUUCCAGCACGUGGAAUCAUUAUCCCAAUUCGCAGCUCGGGCAGAUGCACGACGAUCUCCUUCGCGCCGAGCUUGGACUUCCAGAGGUCUCAUAUGUGUUCCAAUACAUCUCCCACUGA
This is a messenger RNA of Kockovaella imperatae, 2460 nucleotides long. Its product is annotated as putative DNA recombination and repair protein Rad54B. The record is from RefSeq and is a predicted model, not a curated record. Gene Ontology annotation, biological process: double-strand break repair via synthesis-dependent strand annealing; reciprocal meiotic recombination. The coding region runs from base 1 to 2460 and encodes 819 amino acids. Gene Ontology annotation, molecular function: DNA translocase activity; ATP-dependent chromatin remodeler activity; ATP binding. NCBI's taxonomy places the organism in Eukaryota, Fungi, Basidiomycota, Tremellomycetes, Tremellales, Cuniculitremaceae. Gene Ontology annotation, cellular component: nucleus. The transcript has 14 exons.